AUGGUUGUAAAGUGCGCGUGUCCAAUAACGCAGCGUUGGAGGGCAAAGUCUGCGGGGUCGUGCGUAUUCGGAUCUUCCUCUGAGGACACAGGCUUCAGCUGCAGGCGGAGCAGCGACCAGCUGAUCCGGGGUGUGCGCGUGUGUGUGCGUGUGUGUGUGUGUGUGUGGACACAUGCAGCAUGUAGCCGGGGGCCGGAGGAUCUCUGAUGUGUGCCCGUCCUCUCUCUGUCUCUGCCGUGGCCCAGCGUCUCCUCCCGACCGCCGCACUCACCGAGCCCCGGUGACCCGCUCCAGCCAUGGGUGGGAGUCUGGGCUGCCACCGCUCCAUUCCCAAGGACCCCACGGACUUCAGCUGCGGGAAGCGCAAAUUCAGCGCGGCGUGCAACUUCGGCCACAUCCUGGUGAACCAGGAGCGGCUUAACAUCAACACGGCCACCGAGGAGGAACUCAUGACCCUGCCGGGAGUCAACCGCACUGUUGCGCAGAACAUCGUGGAGUACCGGGACUGUAUCGGCGGGUUUAAGAAGGUGGAGGACCUGGCUCUGGUCAGCGGCAUUGGAGCCACCAAACUGGAGGUGAUCAAACUGGAAAUAUGCGUCUCCAGCAGGACCAGUUCGUCCCAGCACUCCCCGUCCUCCCUGCGCAAAGACCUGGAUCACCAGCCCUGCACGGGGAUUAACAUCAACACCGCCACCCCGGCGCAGCUCAUGAGCAUCCGCGGAAUCACGGAGAAGAUAGCCAAGAACAUCGUGGUGUACCGGGCGGAGAACGGCCCGUUCAAAAACAUCGAGGACCUGGUGAGGGUCACCCACAUCAACAGCUCCCUGCUGGACAGGAUCCGCUUCCAGGUGUAUGUGGAGCGCUCCAGGGCGCCGUCCACCAACACCAACGGGGGGCUGACCUGCACCAAGUCCCACCCGAGCCCGACUUCAUUAAGCUUCAGGAGCGACGACCUGGACCUCCCGCCCGGAGGACCGACCCAGAUCAUCUCUGUGCGGCCCAACGUGGAGCCCCCGCCGGGGAUGCGGGACGGGAAGCCCGUGGUGCGUCUGGGCACCUGGAGCCUGCAGGGCUGCUCCUGUGACAAGGCCAACAACCCGGGGGUCAAAGAGGUGGUGUGCAUGACCCUGCUGGAGAAUGACAUCAAGUUACUGGCCGUGCAGGACCUUCUGGAGCGGGAGGCUCUCGAUAAGGGAGUGAGCUACUCUGGUUUUCUGUGGGACAGCUCGUCCGGUAUUGACCUGAAGGACGCUUCUGUCCUGGACGCUCCUGUUGUCAGUGGCAAUGGGCAUCACACCUACCCGCUCCUCUACCUGGCUCACUUUAUUGUUGGUUCAUACGAACUGUCAGUGGUGAACAUGCACAUGCAGGCCGCAGCCUCACCAGGAGAGUCCAACGGCAAGAACCACAACACAGAAGAAGUCAAGUGUCAGCGCCUCUCGCCGAGUAUCCAGGAGACACUCAAAGCUGAAAAGGAGUUGGUGGUGCUGGGAGAUUUUGGCUACCCCCCUCAGAGCGCCGAGCUGGACAUACUGAGAAAAGAGAAACUCUGUGCCCUGGUACCCUCCACCCAGUUCACCAACAUCAGCACCCGCUCACCACAGGGCACCCAAUGCCUGGACAACAUCUGGGUCAGCCGCUCCCUCAAGAAGCUCUGUUCUGGACACUGUAUGGUCGUGCGGGAGGGCUUGACCAACCCCUGGAUCCCAGAUAACUGGUCAUGGGGCGGCGUGGCGUCGGAUCACUGCCCUGUGGUGGCUGAGUUUUACGCAGAUGUGUCUCCUAAGGAGCUGAGCAGGCCGGGUAUGGUGGCGGUGGACAGAAGAGACAUUAUGCCCAAACAUGAGCGGUGACAACAUCCACAGAGACAGUAGAGACUAUGGUGGAUGACAUUAGAAUGACUUUGUCCUGUCUGGAUCCUGCUUUGUCUUGUUUUGACAUGGAAUUAAAGUGUCCUGAUGAAUGUGAAGAAGCGCCAAGACUGCCUUUUGGGUUUCAGUUUAUCAGUGUAUAUUAGUGACUGGUAAGUCAUAGAAGGACACACAUGUUCAGUCAAAAACAACUAAAACGAGAAACGUGCCAACCAUUUUCUAUAUGUAAAUGAAAUAAAGACAAAUUGAUAGAUGCUC
Paralichthys olivaceus (Japanese flounder) is the source of this 2129-nucleotide messenger RNA. The record is from RefSeq and is a predicted model, not a curated record. Lineage: Eukaryota; Metazoa; Chordata; Actinopteri; Pleuronectiformes; Paralichthyidae.